AUGGUGAAAGCCAAGUGGCCUUUUGUAUUCAAAAGUGAAUACUUUUUGAAACACUUUGAACUGCUAACCAAUGCUGAUUUAAUGAAGUUGUUUUCUUCAAUUGGGGAACUUCAGAGUACAAGAGUCUAUAAUUACCUUAAUGACCAGAACGACUCAUACAAUCUUUCUGAAUUACAAGAUUUACAAUCAAAGCCUAAUGUAACCUGGUCUUAUGUGAUGCUUGUGAUGAUCUUCAAAGAAGAUCUAAAAGAAUUGAUAGUAUGUCAGGAUUCAUUAAAGACAGAAAAACUUCCGUGCACACCCUGCAUAGUUGCUAUUGGUCCAUCAAUAUUUCAUGCUUCUAAAUAUGUUUUGAUAGUUGAUAAAGAUAUUCCAAGUCUUUCAGUAGCAAUGGCCAUGCAAUUUGCAGCCUUUUUUAUUUUUGAUAUUUGUUUUCCUAAAAAAUUAAUGAAUACAUUGAAAGCUUUCCAAAGGUUUAUUUUGAAGUUUAGGUAUGAAAAUUCAUUUAUUCCUAAAAAUAAGAAGAAGAAGAUUAGUGUAAAUGACCAAGUACUCAAAUUUGCUGCAGACCUAGCUAAGUAUGAGGCAUACUUGGAAUGUGAUUUAUCAGCUAUCGAAUGA
Messenger RNA from Lottia gigantea (owl limpet), 621 nucleotides. RefSeq lists its product as hypothetical. Lineage: Eukaryota; Metazoa; Mollusca; Gastropoda; Lottiidae. The record is from RefSeq and is a predicted model, not a curated record. The coding region runs from base 1 to 621 and encodes 206 amino acids. The transcript is spliced from 4 exons.